Messenger RNA from Funneliformis caledonium, 291 nucleotides. The record is from the annotation of a GenBank genome assembly. Lineage: Eukaryota; Fungi; Glomeromycota; Glomeromycetes; Glomerales; Glomeraceae.
AUGCGCGUGCAUCAAAAACUUAAAUUAAACCAUGGAAUCGAUGAUUCCACUACUUAUAACACCCCUUUCUCUAACGGAAACAUUGUUAAUAACGUUUCUCGUGAAGAAAAUGAAUUUUAUCCAAUGUAUAAUUUUGAGAGGAGGACUAAGUCCGAUAAACGUUGUGGUGAAUAUCUUAAAAGUAAUAUCAAGGCAUAUAAAGACGAACCAUCCAUCCAUACGCAUACCAUACCCCGAUCGCAGCCGCCGACGAAUUUAUAUGUCUUUGAUUUGUUUUUGGGUUAUACAUGA